Molecule: messenger RNA, 2581 nt
Organism: Chiloscyllium plagiosum (whitespotted bambooshark)
Lineage: Eukaryota; Metazoa; Chordata; Chondrichthyes; Orectolobiformes; Hemiscylliidae
Gene: muc13b
Product: mucin 13b, cell surface associated
Molecular function (GO): calcium ion binding
Source: RefSeq, a predicted model, not a curated record
GCAGACGAUACGCCUUUAAGGCCGGCGAGAGGGUGGAGUCUGGAGGCGCCGUGAAACCGCUACAUCUGCUGAAAGUGACCAGAGCCGGGAGUUUUGCUUAACACCUGUACGGUACAGUCCACACAGGGAGUGCGGAUGACGGACUGAUUGACUGACUGUCUGGGAACCAGGCCCGUUCAGCUUUUCCGUGGGGGUUGUCAAGGGAGAGACCGCCUGAAGCAGCAGCACUGUCUUUUGGAUAAGGAGCCCGCGACCUUUAUUUGAUUCUCUGCCCACCAUCAGCAACCGCCUCACCCUGCUCUCUCAGGCCGAAUUUGUAACCAGCAGCCAGGAUGGCGAUGAUACGCAGAGUCACAUUGACUUGCCUCCUUUCGCUUAUCUGCUACAUUACAGUGGAAGGCGACACCAGCAACAGCACUGCAUCCACGGGAGGGACAAAUGCCACAGAAUUGACUCCUGUGACGUCCAGGUCAUCAUCCAGCACCAUUACAGUAGUGGAAUCGCAGACAAUUAAACACAUACCCACUUCAAAACCAAGUACAGUUGACAAGAGCACUACCUCAACACCCAGUUCUGCCUCUGAGGUAACUGCAGUGUCUACCACUGUUCCAAUAUCUGACACAAGUCUUUCAGCAAGCUCCCCACUUAUUUCAAUGACCAGUGUAACAUCAUCUUCAACCAGAGAAAAUACAACAACAACCGAAGCACAAACCUCUUUUUCAAAUGCAACGUUUGCUCCCACGUAUUCCCCAGUUAACAUGACAGUUGCAACAGCAGGGGCUUCAACUCUUCAAACGGUAGCCACAGCUGAGAUUCCAACAAACACCACAGAAAAUACCACCCAAAGUUCAAUCCCAGAACACACAACCACCGCCGCCACACCUCAUAAUGCAUCAACCAGCCUACCAGCUACAAGUGGAGAAAUUAAUGUUACUAUGGCAACAGUCUUUUCCACCACUGAAAGAUCUACGUGGGUUCCAAUGAACAUUACGUCAACCAACACAUCUGCAAACAGUGAAGCCAGCACAAAUGUUACAAUGCCAGCAACUGCUACAGUGUCAAUGAAUGCUACAGUGCCAAUGAAUACUACAAGUGAGGCAAUGACUCAGAGUACAGAAUUUUCCAAUUCUACUUGGUCGACAACCCAGCCUCCAAAGACCAUGACUCCACAGCCUACAGAUCAUUGCAAAAAUGCAAUCUGUCCUCCAAGCAGUACUUGUGUGAAUCUGUUUCAGACGUAUAAGUGUCAAUGUUCCCCUGGGUUCUUUGAAAAGGAAAAUAGCUGUGUAACAGCGAGAAUCUUCCCAGGAAUCUUGCACUUAACAAAAAGCAAUUUUACGGACGACAUGAAUGAAAUAAACUCAAAGGCAUUUUAUGACACUGCAAAAGAAAUAGAGAAAGAGAUGGCGAUCCUUUUCAAAAACGACAGUUCCUUCUACAAAUCUGUUGUUCGGAAGCUUGGAAAAGGAAGUGUUAAAGCCUUUUUAGACAAUAUUUUUGCAUUUUCUUCCAACGCAACAGCGAACUCUGUCACCACACAUAUCAGAUAUGGUAUCAAAAAUUGUGCAUCCUGUAAGCUAAUAUCGCCUUCUGACUCUUAUACUAGCCAAACCGUAUGCAGCCUGAACCCUUGCGAUAACAGCACCUCACAAUGUAAUGAAAGCAAUGGGAUUGUUACCUGCAACUGUCUGUCCGGCUACUUCAAGUUUGCUGCUUCUGAUUCAAGCUGCAAAGCCUGUCUAAGUGGAUUUAAGCUUGAAAAUAGAAAGUGUGUGAAGUGUCCAUUUGGUUAUGGAGGAUUUAACUGUGAUAAAUCAUAUUUACUGGCAGUUGUGGUGAUCUCCUGUGUACUGGGUGGUAUCCUCUUCCUCUUGUUGUUGGCCCUAAUUGUAACCUGUCUCAGGUCCAAAAGUGGUUCUUGCAGUUCCGCAUCAGGCUCUCACGACUAUGUCAUGUGGCCCAAAUCCGAGAUGCCGAAGAUUCCCCGUGCCACUAUGCACUGGGAUGGUAAUCAGCUUGAAAUGCAAGAGAAUGGAAGCACCAGCAGUUUAAAUGAUAUCCAUCGAGAUGCUGGGAGAACACCUGAAAAAAAUGAUGACCUGAAGACCUUUAAAGGGAAGCAGCAGUCUCGGUACACCUAUCUCUGCCAGGGUCAAGAGAAUCCAUAUUACGUCAGUGAUGAGAAAAAACCUGAAUAUUUGUAAAUGGAGCCGGAUUGAUUUUUAGAGGGUGAAACAGAUAUUCUUUCAACUAUUGAGAAUGUUUGUGCUUCUGUGCAGGUCGCAUAGCAAGUGUAAAGGGUAGGGAAGGGGGAAGUAAAGGUGGAAUUUUGUACGAAUUUUUUAAACCAAAUUCUUGGGACGUAUUUCUGUAGUGAGGCAACUAUGAAACAAAAACCUUCAACUUAGUAUUUAAAAAUUAAGACUCCAAUUUUCCUGGCCAUUAAAAUGUCAGACGAGGGAGUUCAAACUUCCGGCAUUAACCUAUUGGAACAUUACCUUUGCCUCUCUUCCUAACACUGUAAUAAAGCAGAUUAUUCUUCCAAAUUUAACCAUGCAAAGCCAGGAGGAGCACAAAGACU